Messenger RNA from Cladophialophora psammophila CBS 110553, 1332 nucleotides. Its product is annotated as isovaleryl-CoA dehydrogenase. The record is from RefSeq and is a predicted model, not a curated record. The transcript has a single exon. Gene Ontology annotation, molecular function: flavin adenine dinucleotide binding; acyl-CoA dehydrogenase activity. NCBI's taxonomy places the organism in Eukaryota, Fungi, Ascomycota, Eurotiomycetes, Chaetothyriales, Herpotrichiellaceae. The coding region runs from base 1 to 1332 and encodes 443 amino acids.
AUGGCUUCUAAAAGAGCGGUAACGAAUCUACUUUACGGGAUCCGAAGGAGGGCGAGGACAGGACCGCUACAGAAAGCAUACUGCCCUCUACCACCACGCUCACCAUCUUCGGCAUUCUCCACAACCCAUCGGGCUGCUGCUCGCGGUACGGAGUACCUUCAACUCCAUGAUCCGGAUCUCACAGACUCCCAGCGGACGGUCCGCGAAGCCAUAAGCAAAGUGUGCGCAAAAUUCGGGGAUGAAUACUGGCUCACCGCGGACCGCGAACACCGCUUUCCAACCGAGUUCCAACAGGCGAUCGCCAAGGAUGGCUGGCUAGGCAUCUGCAUGCCCUCUGAAUACGGAGGAAGCGAUUUAGGGAUCGCAGAAGCCGCCGUCAUGGUACAGACGAUCGCGGAGUCAGGGGCAGCAUACGCGGGUGCGAGUGCCGUGCACAUGAAUAUCUUUGGGCUGGAACCGGUCAGGAAGUUUGGAACGGAGGAGCAGAAGAAGAGAAUGCUGGUGCCGUUGAUCGAAGGGAGGGAGAGAGCGUGUUUCGGCGUCACGGAACCGAAUACGGGCUUGGAUACCUUGAGGCUGCAGUCGAGAGCUGUCCGGGACGGGAACUUCUAUCGGCUGAGCGGACAGAAGAUAUGGAUCUCCACGGCGCAGGUGGCGGAGAAGAUUCUCAUCCUCGUGAGGACGACCCCUCUCGAGGAAGUCAAAAAGCCCAGCCAAGGGUUAAGCUUGUUUUAUACAGAUCUUGAUCGAAAACAGGUCGAAGUACAGGAGAUCCCCAAGAUGGGCAGGGCGGCGGUCGAUUCCAACAGCCUGUUUUUCGACGGAUGGAAGGUGCCGAAGGAGGAUUUGAUCGGAGAGGAAGGAAACGGUUUCAAGAUGAUCAUGCAUGGGAUGAAUGCCGAGAGAAUAUUGAUCGCGGCCGAAGCACUGGGGACAGGGUUUGCCGCCUUGAGAAGGGCCGCGCUCUAUGCUGGGGAGCGGGUAGUGUUUGGUCGGGCGAUUGGGCAGAAUCAAGCUAUUCAACACCCACUGGCGGAGAGCUGGAUGGAGCUUGAAGCCGCCAGACUCAUGAUCUACCAGGCUGCAAGAAUGUAUGAUGCUGGAUACGAGACGGGGGAAUAUGCAAACGCGGCCAAAUACUUGGCUGCCGAGGCGGCAUUCCGAGCCUGUGAAAGAGCCGUCAUGACGCAUGGUGGAAUGGGGUAUGCGAAGGAGUAUCAUGUUGAGAGGUAUUUGAGGGAGAUAAUGAUCCCACGGCUCGCACCUGUCAGUCGAGAGAUGAUCAAGAACUACAUCGGAGAAAGGGUGCUUGGGCUACCUAAAUCGUACUGA